AUUUAAUUUGGCCGAAGAAGAAAUAAAGCAGCAUGGCAGGGAACAUACACAACACUGCGGCUCCGAUAGCUAGUUCUGUGUCUAAACUACAGUCGUUAAAUGGACUGUUUGCGAUAUAUAAAAAACGAGGGCCGACAUCUGCAGACGUGUUAAAUACACUCAAAGAAGUGCUACUCAAAGAAGCUGGGGUGAAAAACCCGAACCCGCGAAAGAGGAGGAAGCAGAGCCUGAAGAUGGGGCACGGAGGGACGCUGGACAGCGCUGCCAGCGGGGUUCUGGUUGUUGGUGUUGGGAUUGGCACAAAGAUGCUCAGUACGAUGUUGGCUGGUUCUAAGAAAUAUGUUGCCGUGGGGGAGCUGGGGAAAGCAACAGAUACCCUUGAUGCCACUGGCAGUGUGAUUCUGGAGAAAGACUUUGAACACAUAACCAGGUUGGACAUCGAGGAGAAACUGAAAGCUUUCACUGGUGACAUCAUGCAAGUUCCUCCACUCUACUCUGCGCUGAAAAAAGACGGCCAGCGUCUGUCCGUCAUGCUGAUGAAAGGUCACAAGGUCGAGGCCAAACCCGCCAGACCAGUCACCGUGUACAACCUGACCCUGCAGGAGUUCAAGCCUCCUCUCUUCACCCUGGAUAUAGAGUGUGGUGGUGGAUUUUACGUCCGAAGCUUGGUGGAUGAUCUGGGAAAAGCUCUGUCAUCGUGCGCUCACGUGAAGGAACUGACCCGCACCAAGCAGGGCCAGUUCACCCUGGAGGAGCACACCUUGUACGAGGAGCAGUGGACGCUGGAACACGUCCAGCGCUCUCUGCAGCCCUGCUCGGAGCCGGAGCAGGGGGUGCGCCGUGCGGACCCACCAGAGGCUGACACCUGAGGCCAACACCUGAGGGGGGCCCUCUGAACAAGUUGAAGAGCUGCAGGCCGCUGUCUGAUUUUGGGCUCAGUCAUGACACACCUGCUGGGCUUUUCCAGGGAACAAGAACAUCCUGUCUGAGCGUGUUGUCUUGGAACCCGAUGGAGCUGUGCUGGCUGAUUUCCAGGCGCUUGUUGUCUUUACCAGUUAUUAAAAUUUUUAUUUUAGAUAACGUUGAUAUACUGAUAUACUUGUAACAGUCAACUGCCCCACCUGUUCAUAUCCAUCCUUGUAAUGUAGAUUUCACAAUUUCAAAAAUCAUCUUCCUCAUAAUUAAAAACAAGAAAUUGCUUGACAAUACACACCACAGUAAAAUAGUUUCUGCUUGCAGCCACGAUUGUGGUGAAUCUUUAAGAUCAGAAGAAACAUGAACUUAAUGUAUACAGUGACAUAUAAGUACAUCUAUAUAGACUAAUAUGUAAAGCAGUAUUGUGAUAACAUUACCUUCAUUCAUGUUGUCACUGAUGGUACACUAGCAGGUACACCAUCUGUAGCCCUGCUGGAAAAUACAUGCACAAAACAGGUGAAAUGUAUCACAGGUUCAUCUGUGGUAACGCCUCUACGUGCUACGAACAAAGAAGUUCGACACUCGAAAAGAGCAUUUAUGUUCUUCCAGUACACGGGGUAAAGCUGUGUUUUGUUUUUGUUUUUUUAAAGAUUGGCGUACUCAACAUUUGAAAGGGUUGUUGCGUCAGUGGUGGUGUUUAUACAGCAUGUCUAAUUCAAUUUGUCCUGAACUUGCAGAUUUUUUUAAAAACUUUUGAACUGACCCUAUUAUGCUUUUCCACUUUUUCCCUCUUCUUUAGUUAUAUAUAUUUCUGUACAUGUAAAAGGUCCGUGGAGUGUAAGACCUGAAGUCCACGCCUAAAAGGAGCUACCCUCCCCCUCAGAAACACUGAUCCUAAGCUGCCUGAAACGGCUCCAUUGACGCUCUAACAGACCGUUUCACAGAGAGGAUGAGAAGAGGUGCUGCAGGACAGCCAGGAUGAGGAAAAACAAGGAGGAUUAUGAGCAUUAAUGCAUGUAAACAUGUUGUAACUGUAACUUAAGUUAAAAAUAUGCACCCGGAAAAUAGCAUAGUAGGGCCUGUUUAAGUGAAACCCAUCUUCAUUGUUAAAUACUUGCAUUUCAUACCAACAUCUCUUACAUCACUCACAUGAUGCUAAGUGGCUUCUGGUCAUGGAGACACUGAAAGUAUUUAGUUUGACUAGGCGUCACAUGUCUUUUCCUGCCCGUUGCUAUACUGGUGGAUUGGCUGAUGCGUUUAGGAUGGACAUUUAAGGGCAAGAGGAGAGAUUUUCUAAAUGUAUACUGGUUUCAUAUUUCUCUCAAAUUUCUUGUUUGGACUCUUUCUUUCUCUUCCUUUCCUUUAAGCAGACAAAAAGAACUUCUAUCUGCAUUCAAGCGGGCAAUAGCAGAGCGGUAUAAAGGCUUGGUGUGUAGGAUGUGGAAUCAUCUAGCGAUGAGCUUGCAGAUUGCAACCAACUGAAACCUCCUGUGUGCCAGAUGUGGUUGUAUAAUUAGGCUGUAAAGUGAUACAAAUGUGGUCCAUAUUGCAGAUCUAUCCUCAUUUUAAUAAGUCAUACUGCUGACUUAGUAUCUUUAAUUAUAUUUAAGCAUUACAAUAAAAAAAUGUAUUUCUCACAGGUUCUGAAAACUAUCUGGAAAAUAUAAAUUGGGUCACAACAACAUAAAAUAUGUAAUACUUUGGCAGAAUCUGGAUUUAUCUGGCGAUAUUAGUUUAAAAUAGUGUCAUCAAGUCAACAUUAGAUAGCAAGUCAUGUCUUCAUCAUUUAUAUUUAGUGUCAUAUAUAUAAUUUUCUCACAAUGAUCACUUUUUAUUUUUCAUCUUUGAAAACCCUGCUGAAAUGGGCUUUCAUAAUCAAGUUGCCAUUAAUCAAAGGGAGCAGCUGAGAAAGAAAUCCAAAAAGUGUGUCAUAUUUCACUUAUGGUUGUA
Messenger RNA from Anoplopoma fimbria (sablefish), 2865 nucleotides. RefSeq names its product TruB pseudouridine (psi) synthase family member 1 (gene trub1). The record is from RefSeq and is a predicted model, not a curated record. Gene Ontology annotation, molecular function: RNA binding; pseudouridine synthase activity. Lineage: Eukaryota; Metazoa; Chordata; Actinopteri; Perciformes; Anoplopomatidae. Gene Ontology annotation, cellular component: mitochondrion. Gene Ontology annotation, biological process: mRNA pseudouridine synthesis; tRNA modification. The transcript is spliced from 8 exons. The coding region runs from base 33 to 869 and encodes 278 amino acids.